UGCUGUAGUCCGAAAACAACUUUAGAUUUAGAAGUUUAGAUAUUAUUGUUGUAAAUUGAGCUUUUGUUUUAUCAAUCUUCCUUAUUGUAUUUUUUUAAACAGUUAGAAAAAAUAGAGGAAUUAAGGAUUAAUUAGUAACAUUUGAUUAAAUAAGGAUCAUUAAUGCUUUAAACAUAUUUCAUUAGUAAUAAUUGUUAUCUCCCGAAGGCACACUGAACCAAUUCAAACUUCAUGUGUCUUCAAAAUUCACAUUCAGUGAAUUACUGAUUUUUAACGAAGAUAGGCGGCUAGUGUGCUAAUUAAUAAAUAAAUGAAAUUAACGGGAAGAGAAGUUUGAUGUUGGUUCUUAUUUGAAUAACAGUGUUUCUAAGUUGUCAGUUUUACUCAAAAUAUAUACUGAGAAAAUGGUUGAAGCAAGUAAAUUCUGGUUUGAAAAAUCAUGCAGUGAUUCCGACUGUCAUACUUUGAUCCACCCCUGGACACGGACUUGUUCCAAUGCAACUUCGUCUAUGCUAUUGAGUUGUAUAAAGGGCAGUUAUAAGUUUUAUGCUAUGGUGUAUAUUAUACAAAUUCUUAUGAAAGGAAAGAAAUUAACCAAAGAGGAUGUAUUGGAGCAAUUUAAGCUUUAUUUAAAAUCUGGAAUUUUUGGUCUAACUGUUGGUAGUUCAUUUGUAACUUUAAAUUGUAUAUUUAGGAAACUGUUCUUCAGUCAAUUUACAUACUACACAACAGUUCUCCUGCCAUGUACGUUAAGUGGAGCUGCAGUCUAUUUUGAACCACCAUACAGAAGGGUUAUGGUUGCGAAUCUUUUUGUUAAUCUGGUUUUUGAAUACUGGAUACGCACAUUAGAGAUGAAAGGCUGGCUUCGGCGCUCAGCUAGCCGAGAGACACUUAUAUUCAUGUUGGGUAGUUCUCUCUUCUUCUAUCUUAUGCGUUUAGACAGAGAUAAUAAAAAGAGGACGCCUUUAUUCUGGUUUUUCACUCCACCGCGAGUUUCUAAAGAAGUUGGCGAACCAAUAGACGGUAUUAAGGGGAGAAGCGACGCCUGUCCACAUAAGGGACCAUGUGUGAACUAUAUUUUAAAGGGCUCAGCGCAACUGUUCGGAGUAGGCUGUGCCAUGUCAAUGCUUCGCACAAUCAUUCCAAGAAUUUUAACGCCGGUUAAAGCUCUAAAGUCCUUAAAGCUGUCGCAUUUCAAACUUGGUGUUUUCUUCGGUGGUUAUAUAGGAAUUUAUAGGCUGAUAGUAUGUCUGUUAUGUCGCUCUACGGGACGAGACAGCGCGUUACAUGCAGUCCCAGCGGGCUUUCUGGCCGGCGCCGCGCUUAGGGCUUCGCCCUCGCUGCCUAUAGCGCUCGCGCCUCUCACGUCUUCUCUACAGAUUCUUGGUUCAUGGGGCUACCAAAAGGGUCUCAUACCUGAGCAGUGGCCGUUAGUAGAACUAGUCUACUGCAUAUGCCAGGGUAUACUUUUCCAUGCCAGGGUAAUGCAUGAAGACGCUUGUCCACGCUAUAUCAUCAAUCUGAUGCAUACAGUUACUUCUAAUAAGGCGGAUGAAAUCCAGGGUGCUUUUAUCCAGAAAAUAUUAGCGCAUGGCGGUGGCUUGUAAGGGAUAAAAUGACGGUACCGUGAUAACCUGUGAUCUUGUUUUAUAAUGAGCAUUACAGAUCAAUGUAUUGAAAAAUCAAAGAAUAGGGCAACAAAAAAAAAAUUCUAUAGUUUUGAAAUGAAAGCGAACGCUAUAUGUUCGUGUUUCCGUGUAGUUUUAAAUACGCUUACCGAUUCAGUCAGAUUGAAAAAAAAUGGAUUUUUGAAUGAAUUUAAGAAAUCUGACAGUGUUAAGAUCUGUUUGUAACAGUUCUUAAAACUGUCAGAUUUUAGACUUUAUUUUCUUAGUAAAUGUGAACAAAGAUUUUUGUUAUCAUUUGUAUUGUUACCAAUAUAGAAACAUUGAAAUUGACUUGAACUAUGCUAUUAAAAUUGUAAUUUAUAAUAUACAAGUUUGAAAUGCAAGCGUGGCAAAGGACGCAUCUGACCAAUUAUGGCCUAUGCCACAACUAUGAUAAUAUGUUAAUAUAUAAUAAUAAUAUAUUAUAAAAACAUCGGAAAAUGUGUCCCUUAAGUUAAAUAAGAAAUUGUGAUAGUCGGGGCGAGGUAGUUAAGAUUUUGCAUUUAGAUUUUAUUGUAAUGUAUUGGUUAAUAUACACUCAUAUUUUUAUUGUGGGAAUUGGUUAGUAUACCUAACUCCAUAACCUGUACAAGUACUCAAAAUUCCAAAAAAGAUGCCUAUUAAAUACUUUUAUAUCAAAGUAUUAUCGCUUGUUAUAGAUAUAAUUUUAUAUAUGUAUCAAGUGUUAUUACGUCAUAUUUUCUAUUACAUUUAUUUUAUGUGAAAAUUAAACGAACAAUUACUUUGUAUACAAUUAUUCUGUCUUGCUGUUUAAAUAAUAUGUUAUCAGUACAACAUUGAACUAUAUUUAUAUAGGCCGUUAUAUUAUUUCGUUUCUAAGAAUAAUAGGAAAGAUUUUUGGAAUUCUGUAAAACCCGACUGGGCUGAGUCUGCUAUUUUAAUAUACUAUUUUGAAGGCUUAGUACCUACAUGUAUUUAUUCAAACGGCGCAAUUUAUAUUUCUGCUUAAAACAUAUGUAAGAUGCGGCAUGCGUACAAAUGCAAAUGUUACUUAAACAAUUCUUAAUAUAUGUCCACCUCCCAGCAAACCAGCCAGGUUUAAUUUCGAUAACAAACUUAACAUAUGACAUAAAUAGAUACUAUUGCUAUAAAAUACGAUGAAAACUGUGAAUUUUAUAAUUUAAGAAAAUUGUAGUUUUGUUUUUCAAUUUCCCUUGAGUAAUAAUUGCUUCUAGGAAACAAAAGGUGUUAAUGUCGCAGCCAACUAUUUUAAUUAGCCACUUAAUUAACAGCCUGGCAGUUUAACUAGCGCCCUGAAAGAUGUUCAGCCAGUUGAUCAAACAGCUGGGUAAAUUUGGAUCGACAUUAACAAUAAUAUUCAAAUAUAAUUAAUACAAAUUGAAAUAGCAAACUCGGGGCUCAGCUUAAGGACUUCUACAAAGACAUUUGAUCAAAGAAAACAUGAUGCGGGUAGAUUUAAUUUUUUUACCAGUAAUUUAGAUGCGACCAUUUUAGAACAAAUUAAUAUAGGUAUAAGAAAUGGUUGAAGUGACAUUUUAAGUGGGUUGUAUUUAGGUUUUUUACUUUUGUAUUAGAUUAUUCUCUAUUAAUACUUCCUUGUAUUUUCUUAAGUUAUUAAAUUAUUAUGUACUAGGGACAGAGAGUGAUUACCAUUAUUAUUGUUAUAUUUUUGGAUUAAAUGAUUUUUUUAUGGCUUA
Molecule: messenger RNA, 3346 nt
Organism: Pieris rapae (cabbage white)
Lineage: Eukaryota; Metazoa; Arthropoda; Insecta; Lepidoptera; Pieridae
Product: transmembrane protein 135
Exons: 9
Coding region: 405-1607 (400 amino acids)
Source: RefSeq, a predicted model, not a curated record